This is a messenger RNA of Rhincodon typus (whale shark), 809 nucleotides long. It is a transcript of the gene tmem147, whose product is annotated as transmembrane protein 147. The coding region runs from base 2 to 532 and encodes 176 amino acids. The transcript has 5 exons. Lineage: Eukaryota; Metazoa; Chordata; Chondrichthyes; Orectolobiformes; Rhincodontidae. The record is from RefSeq and is a predicted model, not a curated record.
GAUGCUGUUCCUUGCCACCUUCUUCCCCACAUGGGAUGCCUCACUCGGUGUUUAUGACUUUAUCGGGGAGUUUAUGAAAUCCACGGUGGAUCUCGCUGACCUGGUGGGGCUACACCUGGUGAUGUCGAAGAAUGCAGGCAAAGGCGAAUACAAGAUCAUGGUGGCAGCGAUGGGCUGGUCGACUGCCGAACUCAUCACCUCCCGGUGUAUCCCUCUGUGGGUCGGGGCAAGAGGCAUCGAAUUUGAUUGGAAAUACAUCCAGAUGAGCUUCGACUCCAACCUGAGCCUGGUUCACUACAUCACAGUGGCGGGCCUGGUAUGGAUGUUCUCUCGGUACGACCUCCCGAGGCACUACCGCCUCCCAAUCGCUUUGCUGCUGGGGCUCAGUGUCUACAAGGCCUUCCUGCUUGAGUCGCUGGUAACCGUUCUGAUCCUGGGCAGCUGGACGGCGCUGCUCCUGAAUGCGGCUGUGACAGGCGCUGUGUCCCUCAGCGCUCUGAUCCUCUACAUCAACCUGGUUCACGGCAACUGACCAAGGGUGAGCGGGUACCGUGCCCCCCCCAACAUGGUGGGUGUGCCAGGAGUCCGGGGGGUACAGUGCCUGCAGACAGCACUUGCCUGGUUCACAGAUCGGUGCCGGGGCACAUAUCCAAGGGACUGGGAGCCGUGGAUGAUAAUCUGUCCCCAGACCGUUCCGCCGCCCCCCGCCGCCAACACGAGUGGGAGACUGUUCAGCCCAUCAAGUCUGUGCUAGCAUUGUUGUGAGAGCAGCCAUGUUUUCCUUACACUGAUUAAAAUGUUCGCUGCAA